Lottia gigantea (owl limpet) is the source of this 2496-nucleotide messenger RNA. RefSeq lists its product as hypothetical. The transcript has a single exon. Gene Ontology annotation, molecular function: calcium ion binding. Gene Ontology annotation, biological process: homophilic cell-cell adhesion. The record is from RefSeq and is a predicted model, not a curated record. Bases 1 to 2496 code for a protein of 831 amino acids. Gene Ontology annotation, cellular component: plasma membrane. NCBI's taxonomy places the organism in Eukaryota, Metazoa, Mollusca, Gastropoda, Lottiidae.
AUGCAAGUUGUGUUUCAUAUACUAGAAUCACAGCCUCCAGAAGCUCUUGUGGGCAACAUUGCUUUUUUCGUCAAAAACAACCUCCCAAGUGAAGAGUUAAAAAGUUUGGAAUAUAAAUUCUUAAAGAAGGAAUAUGAAGGAAACUUUUUGUUUCGAGUGGAUCUAAUGACUAGUGAAAUUUUCAUAAAUAUUGUGAUAGACAGGGAAGACUUGUGUGCAUUUGCAAUUGAUUGCUUUGUUGUAUUUGACAUAAGCAUUACCUCUAGGAUAAGUACAUAUUUUGAAGUAGUUACCGUGAAAGUAAUAAUUGGUGACGUUAAUGACAACCCUCCAAUAUUUCCCGAUCCUGAGAUCACUCUUUUCAUCCCCGAAAACGUUUUAAAGGGGUCGAGUUAUCCGAUUGCAGCUGCAAAAGACUUAGACGGCGGAGAGAACAACUCUAUUCAAUCAUAUGAGUUGGUUUCCUUAGCCAAAAUGUUUGCAUUGCGUGUGUCGCGAAAUUUGGAUGGGUCAUUUGCAUUGGAAAUCGUCGUACAUAAGUCUCUAGAUCGCGAGGAAAAGAAUUAUUAUAGAUUUUUCAUUGUAGCCAAAGAUGGUGGUCAACCUCCGCUUUCUGGAUACGUUAUUGUAAAUGUGAACAUAACCGACGAGAAUGAUAACGUUCCGAAAUUUUCUGAACAAAUAUAUGACAUCUCGGUAAUGGAAAAUACGCCAGUGUACACUUCAAUUGCUGCAGUAUCAGCUACUGAUUUAGACAUUGGUGCUAACGGAAAAUUAUCUUAUCGACUCCGAGUCAACAAACGCAACAAACUCGCAGAUUUCUUUGAACUGAAUCAAAACAACGGGGACAUAAGUGUUCUUCAAGAUUUAAGGUAUCAGACUGGAAAUGAAUUUGAAGCGAUUGUUGAAGCUCAUGAUCAGGGUACACCAGCACAUUUUACCCAAUCUACGUUAAGAAUCAGAAUCUUGGACGUUGGAAAUGAUCAUCCGAUGGUGUCUCUGUCUGUAGUGAUUCCCACUUCUGGAAGAAUAGCUUUACUUCAAGAAUCGGCUCAAAUAGGAACCCCAGUUGCUCACGUGUACUAUGUAGACAAGGAUCAGGGGUCUGACGGAAUCGUUCAAUGUCAGUGUGACCCUAAUCAUUUUUCAGCCAAGAGACUUCAAAAUGGAAGAUAUGUUAUCCAAGUUAAUACGACUUUAGAUCGCGAAACUACAGAACAUUACUUGGUUUCAAUAACAUGUAGUGACGGUGGUACUCCUUCCUUGUCGAUUUCCAAAGGCUUUGAAAUCAGGAUUACAGAUGAAAACGAUAAUAAGCCAAGCUUCACGAAGGAGGUGUACGAACAAUAUGUUAUAGAAAAUAAUGACAUACCUAACAAAUUACUAAGAGUAGCUGCUGUAGAUAGAGAUCUGAAUAAAAAUGCAGUCGUUCAUUAUUUUCUUAAUCUUAUGGACGAUUCCGUAUUCAAAAUAAACAGAAAUACUGGCGAUGUCUCUUUACUCAGAUCACUUGAUCGUGAAGAACUGCCAGAAAUAACGUUUAAAGUGUUAGCCAUUGACGAAGGAAAUCCAUCUCUUACAGGCACAGCAGAUAUAGUUAUCAAAAUCAUUGAUCAGAACGAUAAUAGUCCCAUAUUUGAACAAGAGAGUUUAACUAUGUACGUUAACGAAAAUGUUCAAGACGGAACGCAUAUCGGUAAAAUUGAAGCCCAUGAUGCAGAUUCUUUUCAGAACGGCAAGGUUCAAUUUACUAUGGUUGCUCUCAACCAAACUGUACCAUUCGUUGUGUAUUCGAAUGGAUUGGUAGUAAGCAGAAGAAGCAACUUUGGUCGUAUGGACCGAUCUUACUCCAUACCAAUAAUAGCUAAAGACGGUGGAAUUCCCACAAACACGGCAAAAACGUACCUAAAUAUUCAAGUUGUUGAUACAAGUGAUAAGUUUCCAGCGCUUGUGUACAUGAACGACAAGGAUGCCUCCAUAACAAUUCCAUUUUCUACCAACCCAGGGAGUGUCAUAGGUAGAAUUAUUAGCCACGACAGCGUACUGGACGAUUCGCAACUCUCGUACAAUAUUAACAGUGUAAGCCCAGGUAAUAUAUUUCAAAUUCAACCUACUAGUGGGGAAAUAAUAUUAAAACAUCAACCAGAUGCUCCCAUAUACAAUUUAUCGGUUUCUGUGAAAUCAAACGGAAUUUCGAAUUUGAACAUAAUUAUUCGAGUUAUCAAAUAUAGUAAAAGCGCUGUAAAUCGAUCUGGCCUGAAAAUUUCAUUGGUCACUGGAUCCUUUGUGGGUAUAUGUCUUCUGUUUAUAUCAGUGACAACUGUUAUUAUGGUUUGUAUUAAACGUCCCAGAAAUCGGAGGUUUGCCCGGAAAGGUAUAUGUAUUCAAGAGGAAACGCGUCCGCACAAUUCAGUAGCAGAGAUAUCAUUUAUUGACGAUAAAGUGGCCAAACUCUGCACAGAUUCAGAAUCGGACGGAGAAGGUGAUUUUUCAUGA